CGGGAGCGUAGGUCUAGUGUGACGUCACGGUAGCCUAGUUGGGUUAGGUUUUACGCUGGAAAUUCUAACGAAAAAUUUUUUGUUUGACGAUUAAUGUUUUCCUCAUUGUAUCUGCUGCAUUGAGGGACGUGAAGAGUUAACGCAGUGGCGAGCAGCAAUCGUAUUUCGUAAACCGUUCGAUCGCGAGACUUCGCGCUAUCGGCGUAUAUGAGAUUUUAAACGGAAAAUGAAUCGACAUGACGGGGUAAGUUGUGACGCCUGCUUAAAGGGGAACUUUCGGGGUCGCAGAUAUAAGUGCCUCAUAUGCUACGAUUAUGAUUUGUGUGCCAACUGUUACGAAGGAGGUGCCAGUACUACGCGUCACCACAGUGAUCAUCCUAUGCAGUGUAUACUUACUAGAUCUGAGUUUGAAUUAUAUUAUGGUGGAGAGGCAGUAAGUGUAGAACAGCCGCAAUCUUUAACUUGUCCUUACUGUACAAGAAUGGGUUUCACUGAGGCUACACUGCAAGAACAUGUUGCUGCAGAUCACUCAGACACUUCUUUUGAAGUUGUUUGCCCAGUAUGUGCAUCUGUCCCAGGGGGAGAUCCUAAUAAUGUGACUGAUGAUUUUGGUGGUCAUUUAAGUUUGGAGCAUCGUAGUGGACCAAGAGAUUUGAUCUCUUUUCUAGACGAACCAGCUUCAAGUAGAUAUACUGGUAGACGGAUAACACAUUCAUCUAGAGUUGUUGGUGGACCACGGCCUCGCAGGUCCAAUAUGCAUUUCAGUUCGUCCGGAGGAUUGAGUCCGAGUAGUCGAGAAGGUAUAGAUCCAAUUACAGAAUUACUUUCUCAAUUAUCCGGUGUUCGUAGAAGUGGUGGAGGAACUGGUCAAAGUUCGUCAGCACCAUCGCAAUUACAACAAUUGCAAAUGCAGCUACAGUUGGAACGACAACAAGUUAGAGCUGCUAGACAACAAUUGGAGCGAUUACCUAGGAGGCAGACUCAGGUCCUUGGCUCUGCAAGUUGUGGAGGAAUUAUUAGUGGAAGUGGUCAUUCUACUACUAUGACUAGCGUGGUAGUAAAUAGUACGACUAGUAACAAUAAUACAACUAAUGUGGCGAACCCGUCCGGCGUAUCAUCUACUAGUUCACAGAACUAUAUGUUUUUAUUGCCAAAAUGUAUUACCAGUUCUCUCUCCGACUCACAGUUGCAAAAUAUUGAACGUGAAAGUGCAAAUAGAAGUCUCUUUACGUGCGAACUUAUUCUUGGAACACUUUCUCAAACAUUGCCGGAGUUAACACAGGAACAAUCUGUAGCGCAAACACCAGUAUCAAGUGCAACUACUGCUACAAGCAGUCCCGAUACACCAAAUGCUAACUCUUCCUCAGUUUCUACAAAGAAAUUAAAUAUAACUCAAGAAGCGAAAAGGGAACAAACAAUGAGUAAACAUGUAACGCAAACGUCUAUGCAACAGUCACAUACUGUUCAAACUACUACUGCUGGCAGUGUGGGGACUGGUCUUCAGAAUCAAGGAUUGCCACCAAAUUCUAAUAACCUCGCGAUACAAAAUUCACCUAUGGUUCAAACACUGAUGCACAGUGUAUUGCCUGAGUCAUUGGUAUUGCAGGAAUCACUGUCGCUACCAUAUAGUAGAACUAUCAGAGAACCGAUAGUAACCCCAGCACCAGCGUACCUUAGAGGUGGGGUCGGUCCAGUUGGCGUAACAGGUCCUUCACGUAGGAAGCCAGUUAGGGCUGUAGAUGGCAGAAACCAAUCUACGGAACCUCCGCCCCCACACUAACCCUUCCUUACCCCGUACCCACCCACCCUGAUUCCUCACAGGACCCUCUAGCACUAGUCCUAGCACUGUUUAGAACACCUCAUCAUUAUUGUUAUUAUUAUAAUAUUAUAUAUUAAUAAUUAUUCAAAUGCCCUCCUCCUCACCCUCCCUAUCUUAUCACUUUUCAAAACUCUAAUGUCGCCAUCUUUUGUCGUUACGUGACAUGGAACAAGGGCAAGGGCUGAUUCGCCGACACAUGCAAAUAAUGUAAAUAACUCACUUCUUGCAGUCAUAUACACUCCUCGUACACACUCCUCAGCGAGUCUUGCCACGUUCUACAUCGAUAUUAUUAUAUCCAUUUACAAUAACUUGAUCGAGGAUAGAGACGGGCAGGUAAAAAUAAUAACAAUAUAAUUAUAUCUUUUAGCGUUUCAUGUUUGGUGGCUGUAUGGGUUUGUUAGAACAGAGUUAGAUUGAUAAAAUACUCAGUUUUAUUUAACACAUAAAAUCUUGGAAAUGUAGAAACUCUAACAAUUCACAAGACGCACUGCCCGUCAUACGCACCAGUUUAGUUGUGCUUAAUUUAAACUGGUUAAAUUUUUUUGGUCAUCGUAUGUUUGAUAUAUAUAUUUUUUAAAAUUAGUUUAAUGUCAUGUGUAUCAUUGAAUUACAAAUAUGUUUUAUGGGGAAAAGUUUAUAAAUCUGCUUGGGUUGGUCCGUUUGUAUUUGAAAAAUCUUAAUCAUCGGACAAAUAUUUUAAAGCGAGCAACUAACGAUUUUUAAUCUACAUGCUUUAUGAAAUCAUCAAAGCGCAUGUGCAUUAACGUUUUGUUAGAUGAACAUAAGUUUUAAAUAGUCAUACGAGGUUUGAAUCAUUUCAGAAAGAUAAUCCAGAAUCAGUGAUUCUAAAUAUUAAGUUGGCGGGCCAUCCCUUAAUGUUAUAUAUUACUCAGGAAUCAGUACUUUAAAAUGGAGGGAUUAAGUUGGGUUUUACAUGCCAAACAAACAGAAAUCUGAAUCAUUUUCUCUUUCAAAAUUAAUCGUAUUUAUUUAAAAUAUUUGUUGAAAAGUUUAUUUUCGUUGUUGUUUUGAAUUUUUGCGUAUAUUGCGCUAGUACUACGUUUUAAAAAUAUCACGUGGUCCCUUUUCUUUUUUUUUAAUCAUUCAUUUAUGAAUUUAUAAUCGCUCCAUUUUACAAUGUGAAAUGAAAUAAUAUUUGUAUGUGUGUUCGUUUUUUUUCUCAAUAACAGAGGCUUUACUGAUUUGAUAUAUGUAAAAAUUAUACGCGAUAUGUCAAAGUAAAACUGGGAAUUUCUGUGUUCCAUUUCUUUGAAAUUAGUUGAAUUGAAGCUUACGAUAUAAUUAAUGUUUAUUUUAUGCAGAAAGCGUCGGAAACAAGUACGUGCGUAUGGCGCACGCAAAUGCAUUCGAAACUUGUGAAGGUUCUACUGAGAGUAGAAUUUGAAGGUGCUCGUAGAAACGAGCAAUAAUUAUUUUUCAAUUGUCUUUAACUCCUACUCAAUUUUCUUUGAUUUUUGCCUAGACCCUUGUUAAUCACUUUAUGUAUAUUGCAUAUUGUAAUUAAUUUCCCCUUGUAUUACAUUCAGAUCCUAUGUUAAUUGAUUUGUGGGUGUAUCUGCAAGAUGUGGAUGAAAAUGAAGUAAAAUUAUACAUAUACAUAUAUACAUAUAAACUUGUAAAAAGUUAUACAAAAUAUGUAGCGCGUGAUUUCAUUUUUUUUUGACUUAUGUUCUCGCGUGUUCUGGUAUUCUCGGUCGAAAUCGGAUUACUUAUAACAUUACAAAAUAACCAAAGGUGUUGAAAAAAUCAUACAUUUCGUUCUUUUUUAUUUUCCUGGAUCUUUCAGUGUCGAUAGUAAUUUAAUAUCUUCUUUUAAAUGCACUAUUUGCUUUAUGCACCUAUUUUUCGAACACUUCUAAUAAUUUCUCGUAUUCCACUGUGAUGUGUGAAUUGGAAACAAGAUAUAUAAAGUAGUGAAGCAACGAUGUAAAGAAAGAAAAUGAAAAGUGUACUAAUUGCCUUAACGCGAAAUGCCUGAAAGGGAAAAAGUUCAGCCUUUUGUGGAAUGCGUGGUUAAUCAAAAGAAUCCUUUACACGUGAUAUACUUCAUACAAAAGUGAUGCUGUAUACUUAUCUAAACUAAAUAAAUAUGUGCAUAUCCCAAAAAAAAGAAAAGAAAAAAAAAACUAUAAGAUGCAGAUAUUAAGAGAGAAAUAAUGAACUUCGCAUAUAUUAAUGUGCACAUCUCGAUGACUGAUAAGCUAGUUAUUUUUCAAAUUUUACACGAAUUCAUAAGCGUAUAAUCUCAGAACGAAGCAAGACUCCAACAAGCACGUUUAAUACAAAAACCAAUUACAUUAAUUAAAAGGAAGGAAAGGAAGAAAUAAAUAACAUGAUUUGCUAUGUACUAAAAUAACUUCGUAUAAAGUCGAAAAUU
Bombus impatiens (common eastern bumble bee) is the source of this 4217-nucleotide messenger RNA. RefSeq names its product E3 ubiquitin-protein ligase KCMF1. Gene Ontology annotation, biological process: synaptic signaling. The coding region runs from base 227 to 1780 and encodes 517 amino acids. The transcript is spliced from 8 exons. The record is from RefSeq and is a predicted model, not a curated record. Gene Ontology annotation, molecular function: zinc ion binding. Gene Ontology annotation, cellular component: plasma membrane. NCBI's taxonomy places the organism in Eukaryota, Metazoa, Arthropoda, Insecta, Hymenoptera, Apidae.